Messenger RNA from Trichomycterus rosablanca, 2647 nucleotides. RefSeq names its product E74-like factor 2a (ets domain transcription factor) (gene elf2a). The record is from RefSeq and is a predicted model, not a curated record. Gene Ontology annotation, cellular component: nucleus. NCBI's taxonomy places the organism in Eukaryota, Metazoa, Chordata, Actinopteri, Siluriformes, Trichomycteridae. Bases 398 to 1894 code for a protein of 498 amino acids. Gene Ontology annotation, molecular function: sequence-specific DNA binding; DNA-binding transcription factor activity, RNA polymerase II-specific. Gene Ontology annotation, biological process: cell differentiation; regulation of transcription by RNA polymerase II. The transcript is spliced from 9 exons.
GAUUGGUGUUUGUCAGCGCUGCGGAUCAGAUGAGCUUCAUUUGAGUCUGCAGAGACACUGAGCGGAGAAAAACAGCACACUUUAGUCUAAAUACUAAGUUUGUGCGUAGUUUUAGUGCUUUCCAGCUAUACUUUGUCGAAUUUGAGGACAUUUAUAAACUUUUAGUUACGACAAUCAGGUCGUAGUGAACGACUGGCUACAUUGUUAGCUGAGCUAUUUAUUUACGUAGCUAGGUUGCUGUUAGCAUUAGCCUACUUUAGCCUGCUCGGUAGAAGCUGCGGUUUUAAACCUGUGCAAAGCAGCUUCAUUUGGAUAAUAAAGGAACCGAAACACAACGGGGUUGCUGGAGUUCUGGAGCUGACAUUCAGGGUUGCUGUGUGGCACAGAGGAAUGAGUCAUGACCUCUGUGGUGGUAAUAGAUGGUGGAGGGAAUGUGCUGGAGUAUGUGACUGGAGAUGAGGAGGUACAGCAGGAGGUGUGUUCUGAUGGCAUGAUGUUGACCGACGACGAGGCUGAGUGUCCUGCGGUAAUCGUGGAGCAGGUGAACAGCGCUGAAGUGGAACAGUGCUACGCCGCUCAGGUGCUCGUCUACGAUGAUGAAAACACCUACGUAAUGCAGGAUGUGGCAGAGGAGCAGGUGGUGGAGCAGGUGGUGGAGACAGAGCUGCAAGAUGCUGGCAUAGUGGAGGUAUCUGUUCAUGACAAAACCAUUGAAGCAGCUGAAGCUCUGCUUCACAUGGACUCUCCAGCCAGCUUGCAUGGAGACCACAGCCCAGAGGAGCUUCUGUCUGAGAUGGAGGUGGAGGUGAGAACUGAGGAGAUGGGCACAGUCAUGGAGGAAUCCAACAGUGUGCUGCAGCAAGUAGACCUGCAAAAAAAGAAGAGAGGUCGGAAGUCCAAAUUGCCACGAGGAUGCUGCGAUGGCUCUUUAGAUAUCAUAUAUAAGCGGAAAUCAAAAGAAAGCAAGGGCACCACCACAUACCUGUGGGAGUUUCUCCUAGACCUCCUGCAGGAUAAAGAAACUUGCCCCAAGUAUAUCAAGUGGACUGAAAAAGAAAAGGGCAUUUUUAAGCUGGUGGACUCCAAGGCGGUGUCCAAACUGUGGGGCAAGCACAAGAACAAACCGGACAUGAACUAUGAGACUAUGGGAAGAGCACUCAGGUAUUACUACCAGCGAGGCAUUCUUUCAAAGGUAGAGGGCCAGAGGCUGGUGUACCAGUUUAAGGAGAUGCCCAAAGACAUUGUCUUUAUCGACGAUGACAUGGAAGACUGUGUGGAGAAGGGCAAGACAGAGAGCCUUACAGCAUCAGACUGCACAACUCCACGGAGAAGGAAGGAAAGAAUCUCUCCAGUCUCACCUACAACACCAAUCAGCAUUAUUACCUCAGGACCCGAAGGCAUCAUGUCAGUGCAACAGACUCCAGUUUCUGCAACAGGCCCUAGGACAAUGAGGCUUGCCAUACAGGUGCCGAUGGUCAUGACGACGGCCCAGGGUCAGAAAGUCUCCACGGUGACCAUAAACUCACCCCACGCCUCCUCUCCAGUCCUGACGGCAGGUGGCACGGUUGCGGGGACCAACAGUGCGGGAAAGUUGCUGUUGCAGACCAUGCCCACACUGGUGCCAGCACAAGGCCAGAACGGCGAGCGCAUCACGUUGCAACUCAUCACGCUCCCCGCAACGGCGGCUAAACCAGGAACGCCCAUCACACUUCGCACUCUUGCGCCCUUUACGGGUGCCCAGGUGUUGCAUCUUGCCAUGCCCACCACCACCCACGCCCCCAACACGGUCACUGUGCGUGCAGAGCCUUCUGUGACCAUGCGAGAUGUCAAGGUCAUAAAGCUCGAGCCUCUGGCAGAAAGCGCUGUCGCUGUCCAGGCCAUCACCCAGAGCUGAAGCUAAAAAGAAACAAGAGAACGUCAUCAUGAGGACUUGAGAGAUUAAAACCAAGCAGCACUACACAUAAACCCCACAUUCGUGCCCCAACACUAUGAUUGCAGGAAUCAUUCUCCAGCCUUAUUAUGUAGGUAGUGAUGCAUCAGCGCAGAGGAUGGCUUGGUUUUUUUUUUGUUUAUUCCAGCUGUUGUAUAGUUUUGCCCUAUCUGACCCAUUGACCCAUUGACCUGUUGACACAGACCGCCGAGUUUAUGGCAGUGAGCUAUAACUGGACAGAAGUAAACAGGACACUGUAAAUAAAACGACUGAAUACUUGUUGUAACAUGUAAAAAGACAAGCAAUCACAAAUCUUUUGUUUUCUCUGAACUUAUAAAGCUUUUCUCUGUGUAAAUAUGAAAUAAGAAUUUUUUUUUUAUAUUUUGUAUCAGGCAGUAUUUUUUUUUUUUAUUAUUAUUUUUUUUUAUUAUUACAAUUUUAAAAGCACCCAUGUUUAGAGGAGCUCUUUCAACUUUGUAGAAUGUAAUCAUUUCACUUUGUAUUUCUCCAGUAUCUUUUUGAUGCAUUUCUUUCCGACUACGCCUGUUCUAUCUUGUCGUCUCCACCACACAUUUCCUUGUCUUAUUUACUUGUGUAAAAAAGGGAGAAGCGCACAUGUUUGUUUGAACUAAAUAAUGGUCAAUAUUUGAAGCUUCUAUUUUGUUGUACUCCUAUCCAAGCUUGUAUCCAAGUAAAUUUAAAUAUAGAAGUUAUUAU